AUGGCUACGUCCCCACGUGAUCCCGCGCACAGCGCGUCAGGCUCCGCCGCUGACGGCGCGUCUCACCAUUGGACUUUCUCCCGCCCUCUUGUUGAAGAUAUUGCGCCGACCGCCAAGCUUCUCCCAGACAUGGUUCGCCAGCAGCUUGCUGACGAGCCUGUUAAUGUCUAUAACGAGCCUUGUCCGUCGCAGCAGAAAGAGAUGAGGUCGAUCUUUGGAAAUUCUCAUCUGACGUCGUCGAUUGCUGGGAGGUCAGCGAUGCAGCCGGCGAUGGGAUCCACGUGUUGGCUCGACUCGCCGCUCCUUUACAUCCCUUCCUCCCAAUCUCUCUCACCUAACGCUUCACAAUCUUCGUCGCACGCGUCGUCGCAAUCGUCGCCGCAUGCAUCGCCGACGUCGCCACCAUGCAUCACACCAAACGCGUCUGCGAACGACUUCUCAGCGCUCGAUUCCCCAAUCCAGUCCCGUCAUCACGAUUCCACCCAUCACUUCGACCCACCAGCAACCCCCUUCACUCUCGAAUCGCAACGACCCGACGCGCCGCUCCCUUCCCCCCGGCCCUCCUGUGCGACGUCAUGGCCUCCGUCUGCGACGACCGCGUGCAACCAAACCGGAACUUCGAGCUGCUUUAAUCACGCUCCCCCCUACUCCCCCGCUCCCUCGGGAUGCGCGCACUCCUCUGCCCUUACCGCACGCUCCCGAUCCCCCGCUUUCACCGCCCCGGGCCCCGCAUCCGCGCCGUGCUCCCCGCUGAAGUCGUGGCGGGAAAAGCGGCAUCAUGCGGGGAAAGGAGUGCGGGGCGGCUCCGCUUUGUCAGCGGUGGCGCGAUGGGUGGUGGCGGCGGCAGCGACUGGAUACGUGGGCGAUAACGUAUCACUCAGUGACGUGGAGGUAGUUGCGGGGGCACUGAAAGCGGGAGGUGCGGGGAAGGCGAUGGCGCUGGCAGCUAGCGUCGCGAGGAGGAGCAUUAGGAGAAGCUUUUUGGUGGGAGUGGUGGCACUGCUGCUCUGCAGCGUGUUGUUGAAUGUCACGACGACGACGACGACGACGACAGGGGUGUUGCAGGAGCAGUGGCAACAGCGCCCCUUCACGCUCGGGUCCAUUCGCUUCCUUCCCUCCUCCCCCCGCCUCUCUGCGACGACUGCGACUCUUGCGACACAGCCUGGGACUGACUCUGCAACGGCCGCUGUGACGGCCCUCGCUGUGCUCCCUAGUAUCAACGAGAACAGCGUACUUGUGACUGUAUCGGGUGACCCCGAAACAGUGGAGCCAGGGACGGCAGGGCAGGCCGAAGCGGUGGGGCGAGCGGAGGAGGCACAUGACAGCAAAGCUGAAUGGGAGGAUAAGGGAGUAGGCGCAUCAGGAGGAGGGAGAGGAGGGGAAGGAGGAGGAGGAGGGGAAGGAGGAGGAGGAGGAGGAGGAGGGGAAGGAGGAGGAGGAGGAGGAGGAGGAGGAGGAGGAGGGAAGGAGGAGGCAGAGGGGAGUUGCAAGGGGCCCCAGGAGGAAUCGGGCAGCGACGACGCGGUGGUGCGCGCGGGGCGCAGCGACACGGGGUGGCAGUGGAUGGAGACGGUGCGCGGCAGCGCGGGCACGGCGGCACAACCGGCGCAGCUGAAGCAGUGCAUCGAGCGGUCUAAGACGCAUAAAGUCCCGGCGUCGCGCACCAACGGCUACCUGGUCGUGACGGCCAACGGCGGACUCAACCAGAUGCGCGCAGCGAUAUGCGACAUGGUGGCCGUGGCUCGCCUCAUGAAUGCCACGCUGCUGCUGCCUCGCCUCGACCACUCCUCCUUCUGGGCCGACCCCAGCGAAUUUUCGGACAUCUUCGAUAUAGAGCAAUUCAUUAAGGUGCUGCAGCCUGAUAUCCGCAUAGUGCAGUCGCUGCCUGUCCACCUGCAGUCCGUGCAGGCGCCAGAGAUUCAACCCAUUUCCUGGUCUAACGCGUCCUACUACAAGGAUCAGCUGCUGCCGCUGCUGAAGAAGCACCAGGUGCUCUCCUUCCCUCUCUCCGAUUCACGCCUCGCCAACAACCGCCUGCCAGCGUCGCUGCAGCGCCUGCGGUGCCGCGCCAACCAGCAGGCACUGGCUCACACGGAGUCCAUUCAGGCCGUGGCCAGGGAGGUGGUGCAGCGCCUCAGGGAGCGAGGCCCGCGCUUCAUUGCACUGCACUUGAGGUACGAGAAGGACAUGUUGGCGUUCACGGGGUGUGAGCACGGGCUGAGCGUGCAGGAGAGCGAGGAGCUGAGGGCGAUGCGCAUGGCGGUGGCGCGGUGGAAGGAGAAGGACAUCAAUGGGGACACCAGGCGCCGUGACGGGCUGUGCCCGCUCACACCACGUGAGACGGCGCUCAUGCUGAGGGCGCUGGGGUUUGGCAAUGACACGGUGCUGUAUGUGGCCGCUGGGCCCAUCUACGGCUCCAAGGGCCUGCAGGAUCUGGAGGCUAUAUUCCCCAACACCUUCACCCACUCCACCAUCCUGCCGCCAGCGCAGCUCGCCUCACUAUUGCCCUUUCAGAACCGCCUGGCAGCUGUGGACCACGAGGUCUCGGUACAGAGCGAUGCGUUUGUGUUCACGUAUGAUGGCAACAUGGCCAGAAUGGUGCAGGGGCACCGGCGGUUUCAUGCGCAUGCGCCUACCAUCGACCCUGAUAAACGUGCAAUCAUCCAUGCUCUAGAUGCCUAUCAAACGGGGAAUACCACAUGGAAUGAGACAAAAAAGGCUAUCCGCAAAGCGCACGGGCCAUAUCGAUUGGGGAUGCCUAGAGCAAGGAGGGUGGGGGAUAACCCCAAGCUGGAGGAUUACUUCUUUGCCAAUCCCUAUCCAGGCUGCAUGUGUCGACAACCUCAGUCCACUAUCAGCCAUUAG
Messenger RNA from Closterium sp. Naga37s-1, 2865 nucleotides. Lineage: Eukaryota; Viridiplantae; Streptophyta; Zygnematophyceae; Desmidiales; Closteriaceae. The record is from the annotation of a GenBank genome assembly.